Messenger RNA from Chinchilla lanigera (long-tailed chinchilla), 7729 nucleotides. It is a transcript of the gene Rtl4, whose product is annotated as zinc finger, CCHC domain containing 16. Gene Ontology annotation, molecular function: nucleic acid binding; zinc ion binding. The record is from RefSeq and is a predicted model, not a curated record. NCBI's taxonomy places the organism in Eukaryota, Metazoa, Chordata, Mammalia, Rodentia, Chinchillidae.
UUUCUCUCUGCUCAAUUGCAUUUUGUGAAAUGCCCUUUAGUUGAAGAUGCUCUUAUUUUUGCUGCUGCAUUUUUUAAAUGAAAGCUCAUUAUCUGAAGGACCAUUAACCUUCAGCACCAUUGACAUAAAUAUGAUACAUUCUCUAUAUUAAAUACAAAGUGUUCAGCAGCUCAAGGACUGACCCAUCAGCACGACAUUCAAGAGAUGACCACAGUGAGAUACUCAGGCAUAAGCACUGUUACAGAAAGUGGGCUCGAUGUCUAUUCACAAGCUGAUAUGGCCAUGGAUCUUCAGUAAUUAGGUAACAUAUUUCUUCUGACUGUGCAGAACACUGACAUUCUCCUUGAAGAAGAGGCAACAUUGAAUAGCAGACAUUUUCGAACAUCUCUCCAAUCAGCUCUCAGCAUUCACUAGUGACUUUUCAUAGCUUAUAGCUUUGGCACUUGCUAAUGACACUGGCUUUCUGAUCACAGAACAAAGUCACAGUCUUUCCAUUGAUCUCUAGUACUACUACUCAGUUCUACUCAGCCUCACCUGAUUGCUGGAGAUAUAAUGAAGAAGUACACAGAAUCACCACAAACCUUGCAGGUAGAUCCUUCUUUUCUUCAAGAGAAUCUGAUUCCGCAGCCACAAACGCAGCAUCUUUCUGAGGAAAAAUCUGCUCUGAGAAGUAACAUCAUGCCUGCUCUGACCACACCAGUGAUGUCCAUACCCUGACCACUUGAGCACUUUUCCCAGUUUCAGGGUGACCUUGUCAAUGAUUCAGGGUUUCUUGUUCAGGUGAUUAUCUACUUGACAGAUCUUUAGAUUCCCAGUCAUAUAGCUGAGUCCCAGAUCCAGCUUCUUUCCAACUACCUAUUUCAGCAGAUGGAAACUUUUGGAAUCUACUCUGAGUAUAACCAGCAAAACGAGAACUGUGUUCUUGACUUCCAGCCAUCAUCUGGUGAACCCAAAAAACAAGAAAUGAACCCUCUGAUGAACCCUAAGGUUGACAAAGGGGACAGCACCUCUCAUCAGCAUGUUACUACUUUCCAGUUCUCUUCUCAAAGUCUGAGUUAUAAUGAAACAAAUCACAGAGAGAAGAUCCAUGGGAGACUGGCUGACCCCAUCCAGGAUGAAAAAAGUGCCACAGCUAUGAUGGAAAAUCUCCCAGACCUGAUAAUUCAGUGCAUUCAGUUGGACAAGAAAUGUAAUAACAAGCCAGAGCUCCUACAGCCAGAGAACCAGCUCCCAGUGUUGGAAUUCCUGAACCACCACCAGUCCUCCUCCAGAUCCACUGGUCCACCACCCAAGGAAGAGCCUAUACAGCUUCGGGGAGGCCAGCUGCCUCUCACCCCAGCUAAAAGAGCCCGCCAACAGGAAUCUCCGUUGUGCCUCUACUGCAGCCAGGCUGGUCAUUUCACAAGAGACUGCCUUGCCAAACGUUCUCGAGCCCCAGCAUGGACAAAUAACCCGGCUCACCAGUAAGAGGGGCCGGGAAGGUCACUUUGUAAAUUUAUACCCCUCUCAUCCCUAGCCUUACUGAUUUACAACCUGCACUAAGUCUAAAAUACAACUGGAGAACUGUGAUACCACUUUACAGGUAGCCAUGAACUCCUGCGCUUCUGGGAAUUUAAACAACAAGAUCUCAUUCACUGGGAGCUGACCAUUCACCAAUCAACUAAUAAUGGAAACAAUUCCCAGACACUUCUAUACCUGGGACCAGUUUCUUCAAGGUUAUUGAAAAUUUACAAGCAAAACUAUAGCCAGUCUAAGCCAAUAAAAACAGCUUUGGCAGUAUAUUGGGAAUACUAUACUCACCAAUAGAUGAGAUUUGGGCCGAAUUUAAUUCAACCCAAAUCAUGUGUGUCAUGUGUGCCUAUGAAUUAGUCCAUCACUUUUAUACUCACACUUCUUGAUCUGUACCUUAGUUUCAUGUCCACAUAGGUCCUUUGCCUGAAAUACUAGUUGCAUUACCAUAUGUGCUAAUAUUCACUUUCUAAAGGCUAGAUCGUACUCCAUGUAUUUACUAGAAUCUUACCUCAACAUAAACCAACCUUCCUGGAACUACAGCUCUGCCACCCAUCCGCACAGCUAUGUAUUUUGAUGCCAUCUAAAGAUUUCUUGCUAGCAAACUGAAUCUCCUGGCUAUUUAUAAACCAGAUUGUAUGACUUUUUGAGCACUACUUGUUGGACUCUUCUAGAAGUCAUAUACUUUUAGCUAUAUUUUACCAAUCCCAGCUAUUUCCCCCUCUUUAUUAAUGAUCUUAUUUGAGAUUCCAGAAUAUCUUUGGUACAUCUGGAGAGAUGUUUGGUAAGUCAAAAUAGUUUAAGACAAUGAUCGCUGAAAGAUAUUUAGUGAAAGAUGAAUAAGAUGUCCUGUCAUAAUUAUUGUGUUCAUAUCAUAUUCUUGCUGCCUUGAAUAGGAAAUAUGGUUAAACAGAUCUCUACUAGGGAUUGAGAAUCAGGCCCUAUAGUAAUUCCCUACUGUAGGAGCCUCAAUUUGGUAACUAUCUGGGAUGAUUUUCCAUUGCUUUUGAGCCCUAAGCUUAUAUACCACACACCAAGGGUCCCUCAUCUAAUAGAGGAUUUGAAAAGCAGAGUUGCAGACAAUUUUCUGAACCAUCUCAUUGGGAAAACCUUGGGACAUGUACAUUAACAGCAUCCUUGCAUAAAAUUUAAGAAGCGGGGGAAUUUGAUUUUGUUGUGCUCUUGUCACACACCAGCUCUAUAUAAAGAAUUGAUGCUUCUAGGCAUCAACUCCUUAAAGUGUUGAGGGUAACCAAAACGGAUGGGAAAUUGCUGCUAAUUACCAGUCCUCUGGUCCCUGUUCUUGUUGAUGAUAUAUCCCCCAUAAGGGCUUGCUUGAAGAUGAAUAAUUACAUAUUCCUUAGCAGCCAUCAGACCUUUUCAGAACAUAAAGUGCCAUUGUACUUUGGCAUUUUUCCUGGAAAAUACUUCUAACUUUUCAACACUUAUACACAGCUAGAUCUUACUAUUCUUAUCCUGUAGUACCAACAAAUACAUCUUUUCACCCAUCAGUGCCUCAUUAACUACUGUGCUAAAUGAUACUUACAUGUGCAGAGUCUCCUUUAUCAAUAGCUUGCUAUAAAUCCACAUUAUUCCAUAAAUUCCCACAAUAAGGAGACUUCAAUGCAUAUGUUCUAGUUAUGGUGAGAAAUCUCUACUGUGGUACUGGGACUGUAUGAGAUCCUCCAACACGUAGAUCUAUUUGAGCUUUGAGAGACUUAGAUUACCUGGUGGUAUCCUGAUUUAUCUGCACUAAUACUUUUUAAAUACAUGACUAACUCAAUGGUCUCCAGUCACUUUCUUCAUUUACUCCAGUAUGUUCAUAGAAUGCCAAUAGGAUCACUCAGGUGACUUGAUCACCAAUCUUUCCUUAUUUUAGGGCCAUAAUUUGUCAUUGUGAGCUCUCUCAUAGUGUUAUAUCACCUUACUUCUGUAUAGACACUCCCCUUGCAGCAACAUUAUCUUCUUCCUCAAAAACUCUUCUGACUUCAUAGCCUCUUAGCAAUGACAAUUUGUCCAGGUCUGUGAACUCCAGUUCACUUCCCAUUCCUUUUAUCCCUUGCUGAGGUACUUCCAUCAAGGGCCUCUUGUAUCCUGUGUGACUCAACCUAGUAGCCAGGCUGAGCAUAUUAAUUGGAAUCUAUGAUAAUGCUUUACUGCUUACUGACUAGCAACCAUUUUAUCACUUUAAAAUGUUAUUGUAAUGACACUAUCCACUACAUACCAUCAGCUUCAAUUAGAAUGACUCAUUACUUAGGAUGAACAGUUACAAAGGAGUGUCCUCAGAACUGAUAGCUACAUAAAAUUCUCUGAAAGGGAAACUAAUUAGAAUCCACAAAGAACAGAUGAGAUGUAACCUACUCAAAGAUGUAAUCUGUAAAUACAAAAGCUUGGGGAACCCCCUAGGCCCAAUCAAAGCUACAGUUUUAGAGAAGUAAAUCUGCUAUAUGACUGAUGCCCUUGGAAAGGCAGCAGUUAAUUAUUUCAUGAUAAAGUAAAAAAAUGAAUUACUAACAAGAAAAUGAUCUACAUCGAGUCUAGAAAAGGAGACAGUGAAAGAAGCAUGGGCAUCAGUAAUCUCCCUAGCCUCAGAGAUGGGAUGUUUACUGGUAGUCAUUUGGCAGGUAGGUCUACUCCUGCAAUGGGCUUGAACCAUCAGGUCAUCCCAAUUUGUGUCAUUAGUCAUUAAGGUUGAUACAUAUCUCCCUUUGUUCUGACUCCAUGGUCUGCAAAUAAUCUCACUGUAGUUUCUUUCUUAUAUAAAUGUUAUUAUGAGGAAAACAUUUGCUAACCAGUUGAGGUGAAUGUUUGAGAAUAUUUGGCAGGUGUUUCUCAUAAUAAGUGAAUAAAAUGGUGUUUGCCUUACAUAUCAGUUUCCUGUGGGUUAUAAUUGCACCAAUCCUUUGCAUCCUAAUUACCUUUCUGAACACUAAAAAUAAGAAUGUCGUGCUGCAAACUUGUUACCAUAAUGUGAAUCAUAGUGAAAGCCCUAAGAUUGGCCUCUUGAGGAAACUUGCCUCAACAUCAGCCAGCCUACCACUUUAUUUCUCUCAUUUUUCUAUAGCUGUAAUAAAAUUGUUAAACACCUAUGGUUUUCACUUGCUACACUUACCUUCCCUCACACCAAGAAGCAUUUUACCAUAAUACAUAGAUCCGUGUGUCAGACAUACUGUCAUGGAUGACAUAACUGCAGACAUAAGCCACUGAAAAGCACUGUUGGAGAGAAAAAAGUAGGUGACUGGCCUUAUUCUUACCACCACCAUUUUGUCCAGAUGACAACACAUAGGUUCAUGCUGUCACUGCUGUCACUUCUAUCCAUGAUACAGUAAUAUCAUGUUUUUCUAAAUUUUGAAAUGUCAUCUCCAUCCAGCUCAUCUUACUUAUUCUCAAAAUGCACUGAACAAAAUGCAGCAUUUAGAAUAUAAAGAAUUUUUACUAGAAUCUUGGCAAAAUCGAAUAUCACAUGCCUUGGGAAGGUCUUUAGAAGUUUGCAUCACUUCUUUAAAACCUUGUCUUUUGUGGCCUGUUUCAUUGGCCAGCUAUGAAACAACAAAUCUCACUGGGCCAAUAGAACAGAAAAGUUUUCUAAAGAAUAUAGUGUUAUGGAUCUUUAAUAUCAUCGUGGACCAGGAGUUACUGACCAUAUUCUAAAAACAAAAGUUUCAGAACUUAGUUACACUAGUUAGUAAAGUCAGUCAAACUCUUUUGGUAAAUGUAUUUUAUUGCCCAGGUCAGGUUGGUCAGCCACUGAUUGUGGCUGUACCUUUGAACGUUCAUGCACUAAAUUACUGGCAUUACUUCUCAGUAGUGGCUCUAAUUCUUUGGUCUGUUUAAUCCUCUAUCCUAUUCAUUGAUUUUAGUAUUUAAACUACAUGGCUCUGGUUUUUUUAUCUAUCCAGUUCAGGAAUAAGUCAAUUAUGACUGUAUUUACCAACUGUGCUUUAUAGUAGCCCAGUGGAAGACUAUGUGGACAUUCUGUUGUCCCUAUUAACCCUUUAUCCUUUUGAAACUAAUCAUGUUGAGUGCCUACUUUAUUCCAAGCACUGUACUGACUGCUUUAAUUUGUUAGUGGUAAUUAUUUAAGUUUCAUGUUACUAAAAGAUGUAAUAUAUAUUUCUAGCAUUUAAUGCUCACUGCAUCUUUAUGAAGUAGAUUUUAAAAAUUCAAUUUAAAGCAGGAACUGAGAGUUCAGAGCAGCUAAUUUAUCUGCUUCCAUCAUCCAACUAGUAAGUUACUAAACUAAAAUUUGAAAGCACAUCUUUCGCAUGCCAGAACUUUGUGUUCUCUGAGAAUAAAACAAGAAAUUCUCUAAGUCAGACCUUCCUGAUUACCCUAACAGAUUCAAUUACACCUCCUAUAGCACUCUAAUAACUUGUAUUCAAAUAACUAUUGGUUGAAACUCAUACUCUAGUCUGCAAAGGAAGCAUAGAACAAAUCAGUGCCUUAUUGAAAUUUGCAAUUUCACUUGUGUUUCUAAGAAAUUGGAGAAAAUUCUUUGACUCAUUUCAAACUAUAUUUCCUCCAUUAUAUGAUUGAGAAGGCUCUUAUUUGUUGAGUCAGGAUCCUAAGAAAAGCCCUCAUAUUUUCAUAACUCUUCAUUCAAAGCUGUUGAGUCUUUUUGAAUAAUAAUGUUUACAGUGACUGCAGAAUGUAAGGAGGCAAAGACAACAUUUCAAGCCUUCUGAUGGCUGUUACCUGCCAUCAUCAUGGGAAAAAUCAAAGUUAAAAUAAAAGUUUGAUUAAUGCAGACAGAAGUUACUAAUUUACAUUAAGAACUGCCCUUACACUAACAACCUCAGCAAAUAUCCCCUCCAACAGUCUCAAUUCAAGGAGAAUUUAUGGGAAGAUAGUCCUGUUCUCUUUUAUUUUAUCCAUGAGUUUUGUAACUGUCAAAUAUAUUUCCCAUAGUUAUCCAUGACAAUUCUAUCAUCCAUGAAUCUUUUAUUAAAUUGACUUGUUUUUAGCGUGUAGCAUCCAACAGGGCAAUGGACACCAUAGAUUCACCACCUGCUACUUAAAUAAGUCUUCAUUUUAUAUGAAUUUUCACCUCUAUAUAAUGUAAAGGUAUUCCUCUCCCAACUUAAUUGUUUCAGUAUAUGAAAGGGUCUGUGUUGAUGCUUAUUGCCAUGAUUUGCAUUAGCAUCUCCCCAAAUCUCAUGUAUUAAUGGCCUGAUCACUAGCAUAGAGCACUACUGGGAGAUAGUGGAACCUUUAAGAGAUGGGACCCAGUGGGAGGAAAUUAGGUCAUUAGGGCAUGUCCUUGAAGGAGAUUUUGGGACUUCAGCCCCUUCCUGUAUAUCUCUCCUGUUUCCCUGGAUGCCAUGAGGUAAACAGUAUCCUCUGCCACAUAUUCCUGCCAUGAUGCAUUUGCCCUGCCAUAGGCCCAAAGACAACAAGGCCAAACAAUGAAAAUUAAAGCUUCUACAACUGUGACUCAAAGUAAGUAAAUCUUUUUUUCUUCUUUUUAAAUUGAUUGCCUUAGAUACUUUGUCAUGGUGACAGAGCUGACUGAUAUGCUGAACAUGUCAUACAUGAUUUUAGAAACUUAGGAUAUUAAUAAGAAUCAGUGAAUGCUUACUAUGUGCAAAGGGUGGGGAUGGUGAAUUAUGUGCAUAAUUGUCAUAAUAUUCUCACGAGGAAAGCACAUUUCAUAUGUGCAAACGGGUAAAUCCACAGUCCUUAAAUGACUUUUCAAAGUCACAAAUUAAUUGGUCACUCAACCAGUAUUAUAUCCAGGUCUCACUGACAAAAGACAUAAUGCUUUCAUCAGUAUACUACACAUUAUUUCAGGAUGAUCUCCAAGGUUGAAACGUUUUGCUCUUGUUAGUGGGACUUCAUGUGUUUAUUCACUAAGACUAUUAAUCCCUCUAGUUAGCCUUUUCCAAACUUCCUGCAGCUCUACUCAGGCUUUAGCAGAGGACAAUUACUAUUAAUUACCCAAACACCAAGUGUAGACACAAAAUAAACAAGAUAAAAAUUUCUCUUUAAUUACUAAUGCUUCAGAAAAAAGUAUAUUCAGUACCCUUUUGACCUUUUCAGGCUUUUUCAGUACCUUGAAAAAUAAGUCAUCAAAGACCUUUUCCUGAAGGUCACAAUUGCCUGAGUUGUAAUUCAUGACACAAAAUCCAUUACACUAAAAAUGCAAUUAGAACAUAUUCUAAUGAAAGAAUAUCCUUUAAACAACAGUGAACCGAUGAGGGAAAGAAGAAAAAAACAAAGA